This is a messenger RNA of Nannospalax galili (Upper Galilee mountains blind mole rat), 1032 nucleotides long. RefSeq names its product mitochondrial pyruvate carrier 1 (gene Mpc1). The record is from RefSeq and is a predicted model, not a curated record. The transcript is spliced from 5 exons. NCBI's taxonomy places the organism in Eukaryota, Metazoa, Chordata, Mammalia, Rodentia, Spalacidae. Gene Ontology annotation, cellular component: mitochondrial inner membrane. Gene Ontology annotation, biological process: pyruvate import into mitochondria. Bases 87 to 416 code for a protein of 109 amino acids.
AUAAGGUGCGUCGGGGUGUCGUGAGGCCUUGGCGCUGAGGACGGCGGCGGGCGGCGGUGUCACUGGGCUGGGGCGCGCGGACCGUCAUGGCUGGGGCGCUGGUGCGGAGAGCGGCCGACUACGUCCGCAGCAAGGACUUCCGGGACUACCUCAUGAGUACGCACUUCUGGGGCCCAGUUGCCAACUGGGGUCUCCCUGUCGCUGCCAUCAACGACAUGAAGAAGUCUCCAGAGAUCAUCAGUGGGCGAAUGACGUUCGCCCUCUGUUGCUACUCUUUGACUUUCAUGAGAUUUGCCUACAAGGUACAACCUCGAAACUGGCUUUUGUUUGCGUGCCACGUGACAAACGAAGUCGCCCAGCUCAUUCAGGGAGGACGGCUCAUCAACUACCGGAUGAGCAAGCAAGUGUCUGCGUAGCCUCGUGAGAGCCGCCCUUGGUAGGGACCGCACCAGCCACUGCUGCCGAGCCUCAGAUCCAUCCGCGUAAAUAGACUUGCUGAGGGAAAACAUGGAAUGCUGUGUUUAACGACCACGCCACCUUCAUAGAAAUUGCCGAGAGUCCCUGAACCAACUCUGUGCUGCCUUACAAGUGCUAAAAAUUUAUUUUCCUUCAUCAGCAGUAGCUCAAAAUAUGCAACUAAUUUAAUAAUUCUGAAUGAUGGUUUUAUCUCCAGUAAUCUAUAGUAAUACAUAUAGUAUCUUUUGGGAUUUGCAUAACAAAAACCAAAGGGAACAAAAUUUUGUAACUACAAGCACUUAUGCACUCAAAAUUCUUGAGGGUUGGGGACUUAGCUCAGGGGUAGAGCUCUUGCCAAGCAAGUACAUGGCCCUGGGUUUGGUCCUCAGCUUCAGGAAAAAAAAAAAAAAAUACAAAAAAUAUUCUUGACUUUUUUUCUUUAAUGACCAUAAUAUAUCUAAUAGUUGACCACAUAUCUGAAACAUGUUUCUAGUGGUGAAAAUGAUCUGUGAUUCCCAUGCAGUGUGUAUAUUCAGAGGCUGUAACUUAAUGGCAAUAAAUGAUUUAAAUAUUUGC